CAAAACUGUCAUCUUAUUGUUUGCUUGCUCCGAUAUCAUUUAAGAAGGUAACUCUUCUUUUUCUUUUAUUUUUUUUUAUUUUUAUCAAAUACAUACGGAAUGACAUCUUGCACUGUUUCUAACGACUAUUCUCUAUCAUCGUCUGCACCUCAUGAGAUAUUUCACGUUAAUGAUAACCUUGUAUCAUGUCAAUACAAUACGAGCUACAAAAUUCAUGUCAAGGUGGCUCCUACAAGUAGCACUAAAUCGCGUGUCGAAACUCAAAUCAAGCUCUGCUUAUCCCUUGUCCAUAGCAAUGGGAUUCAUGCGCCUUAUUGGUCUUACAUCAGAAUACCUUCAUCAUUCAUUGCAAAGCAAAAACCACACUCUCGGCAUCUAUUGUUAGAUGGUAGUACGGCUGCCAUGGUUUCAGAUGAAUCUAAAGUACUCGACUUGGAAGCCCGCGUCAUUUGUGAAAGUGAUCCAGACAAAGAAGUCUACAUGUGUGCAGGAUGCGUCAGACGAGAACGUAAACGUGCUGAACGAAGGAAGAAUACGAAGCCUACAAGCUACAGACUCAAUGCAGGUCGAGUGGAUAAAGAGUUUGAACAUGAACGUAAACGUAUCUUGCUGCUUAAUUGUGAACCACUUGUUGCAUUUCACACAUUGACAGCAGAUCUUCUUGUGCGUAUUACUUGUUAUUGUCGUCAUCAGAAUGAGCGUCUUGGAUAUCGUAUUCGGUUUUCCCUUAAAAACUAUCACGGCCAGACUGUUGCGAGUGGAGAAUCACCUCUUUUAAUGAUUACAGAUGACCACAAAAAGCCACACACCCCUGCUUCGUGUAAUAUGCCAUCCGAGAAUGCUGCUUUGCAACCAUUAGACAGCAUGAUAGUACAUCAUGCCAAUGGUCAGUUUCAUUUCCCGCCCGAAGAUUGUCAUACAAACAAUCCUACAAUAAACUAUGUUGUGCCCGAAGUAGGUCCUUUAACAGGCGGGAUUGAAGUUACCUUGUUAGGCGAAAACUUGAAUCAAGACUUGAUGGUGAUGUUUGGGAAUCAUCCGGCAAUUCUUGUGUCUUCUGAUGAAUACAGCCUGGUCUGCCUCUUGCCUCCUGCCCAAGAACAAGGUGCUUGUGCCCUUUUUUUUCGAAACAAGCCUGUUGGACACACUUACUUUACUUAUCAUGACUGGAGUCAACAAGACAUUUCUGAUCUUGCUUGCCAUAUCUAUGACCCAUUCUAUAAACCACCCUUUCUUUUACUCGAACCUGACAUUCUUUUUCUAUUAUCUCAGCAUGAUCUUAAUCUCUCUCAAACCAAUAUGGCUGGUCAGACUUUAUUACAUCUUGCAUGUCAUCUAGAGUACACUCAAUUAGUCAUAUUUCUGAUAAGAAAAGAACCCAGACUAAUUGAAUAUCAAGAUAAAAAUGGCUUAACUGCCAUUUGCUUUGGCAAGACAGCUGAUAUCAUUCAAUGUCUGAUUAAAUUAAUAUUAAAUGAAGUUUAAAUUUUUGAUAAUAACAAUAAAGUAUGUUUGUUUAAGCUAUGUGUCCUUUAAGCCUAAUCAUCAUACUGAAAUGCUUGACAAAAAUUGAAUUCAAAAGACUGUAGAUGAAUUACUCCGAUUUUUUUUUUUUUUUAUUUUU
This is a messenger RNA of Gilbertella persicaria, 1624 nucleotides long. RefSeq lists its product as uncharacterized. The annotation marks the transcript as partial. The transcript is spliced from 5 exons. Lineage: Eukaryota; Fungi; Mucoromycota; Mucoromycetes; Mucorales; Choanephoraceae. The record is from RefSeq and is a predicted model, not a curated record.